This is a messenger RNA of Pongo pygmaeus (Bornean orangutan), 2773 nucleotides long. It is a transcript of the gene RNF183, whose product is annotated as ring finger protein 183. Bases 1746 to 2324 code for a protein of 192 amino acids. Gene Ontology annotation, biological process: response to endoplasmic reticulum stress; positive regulation of endoplasmic reticulum stress-induced intrinsic apoptotic signaling pathway; protein ubiquitination. Gene Ontology annotation, molecular function: ubiquitin protein ligase activity. Gene Ontology annotation, cellular component: endoplasmic reticulum membrane. The transcript is spliced from 3 exons. The record is from RefSeq and is a predicted model, not a curated record. NCBI's taxonomy places the organism in Eukaryota, Metazoa, Chordata, Mammalia, Primates, Hominidae.
UAUUGCCCCACUGCACUCUAGCCUGGGCAACAGAGCAAGACUACAUCUGAAUAAAAAAAGAAAGAAAAGAGGACCAUAGGUACAAAAAGAAUUUGAGCGGGAACAAAAGAUGGGCCACGUGAACAGACCGGUCGUAUAACAAUAAUAGUUCUGGUUAACAUUUACCGAGUUACUGUGUGCCAGGCACUGUGCUAUUAUGCGAUCUCGACACGUAUUACCUCGUUUAAUCUAUAGAUCAAGUAGGUAGGUUAUUAUGACCAUUUUCAGGUGAGGAAACUGAGGCUGGCAGACAUUAACUAAUUUGCUCAAGUCUCCAUCGCUAGUUAAACGGAGUUUGGAUUCUCAGUGAGGACUGAACUCUGACCUAGAAGUGUGCCUUGCUUGAGAACCCUGGCUCUUCAGGCAGAUGCUCAACCGUCUCCCGACUAUUUUUCUGCUGUAUUAGUGGCCGCUUUUGUUAGUAUUUUGCAAGAGCUGUUUGUAUUUUGGUUGCAGGGGCUCAGCAUAGGGAAGGAUCCAUCUCGGCAGAAGCCAGGAGUCAAGGCGGGUCAGCGCGCAGAGGACAGUGGAAUCCGAGGGGAUGGUAGGAGAUCAACCGGACCCAGAACAGAGGACUGCAAGGAUGAGUGCACUUGACCCCCUCAGAGAAAAACCCAGAGUGACUCACAGGAGAAAGACAAAACAACCAAAGCUUCCCGAGUGUACAGGAAGUCUAAAGUCACCAGAAGGAAGAAGAAAACCUGGAACAGCGAGAGCUGGCCAAGCGCUGCUAAGACCUAUGCAAAUAAGACCCGCCCACGCUGCCUGGAAAUCGGGCCUGGGAAGUCAGAAAACAAAGCACAUGCGUGCAAGGCUGCACGGAAGGGAGGCGGAGGAGGCGGCUCCGAGGGAGCAGAUCAACUCUUCAAAUUAUUCAAAUGACCCAUAUGAGAAACAGAGAAAAGCCAAGUAUUUCUGGUUGAAACGGAGAAGCCGGGCUGGAGUGUGCCUCCCUCCAGCUCCCCGCUUUAACUCCCUAAGGUUGGUGGGAUGGCCAGCUCUAAGAUCUCGGAAGGCUGACUGGCUGUGUGCUAAGAACAAAGCAGAAGACAGCGAGGUUUGUACACGCUCCUUGCAGUUACUUAGGCACAUUAAAAGAUCAGCGGGUGACUGGACUGAAUCUGAUAGUUGGAGCUUUUAAGCUUCAAAGUAGGUGACUUUCACAGCAACUGAAGUGCUGAGCAGGCAGCCACUUUGUGCAAGGAGGAGGUUCCAGCCACUUUCAAAGAGAAAUGAGGGCCCCAGAGAGAGGAAGCCCAGAAGACUCAGUUACCCUCUUCACAUCUAGAAAGAGGAAAUUGCCACCCUACCUUUCCAGACCAGGGACUCCAGAUCUUGAAGGGACUGCCCACAAUCUCACAGGUGCUUGGCUUCCAGGUUCAAUUAGUUGCCAUGCCCUGGGGGGAACUCAGGUCCCCCACCUUCCUCCCCACCCCACCCCCUAGGAAGCUCUCUGGCCUCGGCUCCAAGCAGGUGUGCUCAAGAGGCUGCAGACUGGGCCACCUGGCAGCCCCAGGUGCUGCGUGCAUGCUGCCAUGGAGACAGGCCCCUGGGUUGGUGGCAAGAAGGCAGUCUCCCAAAGCUUCGCCGAUUCAGGGGAGGGAGCGACUGGAGCCUCAGGCCCUCCAGAGUAGUCUGCCUGACCACCCUGGAGCCCACAGAAGCCCAGGACUUCUUCUGCGAGGCCUCCCCUUGUGUGGCUGAGGAUGGCUGAGCAGCAGGGCUGGGAGCUUGAGGCCGAGUGCCCCGUCUGCUGGAACCCCUUCAACAACACGUUCCAUACCCCCAAAAUGCUGGAUUGCUGCCACUCCUUCUGUGUGGAAUGCCUGGCGCACCUCAGCCUGGUGACUCCAGCCCGGCGCUGCCUGCUGUGCCCGCUCUGUCGCCAGCCCACCGUGCUGGCCUCAGGGCAGCCUGUGACUGACUUGCCCACGGACACUGCCAUGCUCACCCUGCUCCGCCUGGAGCCCCACCAUGUCACCCUGGAAGGCCGUCAGCUGUGCCUCAAGGACCAGCCCAAGAGCCGCUACUUCCUGCGCCAGCCUCGAGUCUACACACUGGACCUUGGCCCCCAGCCUGGGGGCCAGACUGGGCCGCCCCUAGACACGGCCUCUGCCACUGUGCCUACGCCCAUCCGCAUCCCCAGCCACUACUCUCUGAGGGAGUGUUUCCGCAACCCUCAGUUCCGCAUCUUUGCCUACCUGAUGGCCGUCAUCCUCAGUGUCACUCUGUUGCUCAUAUUCUCCAUCUUUUGGACCAAGCAGUUCCUUUGGGGUGUGGGGUGAGUGCUGUUCCCAGACAAGAAACCAAACCUUUUUCGGUUGCUGCUGGGUAUGGUGACUACGGAGCCUCAUUUGGUAUUGUCUUCCUUUGUAGUGUUGUUUAUUUUACAAUCCAGGGAUUGUUUAGGACAUGUGUUUGCUUCUGGGAACAAUUAAAAAAAAAAAACAAAAAAACGAAAAGCUUGAAGGACUGGGAGAUGUGGAGCGACCUCCGGGUGUGCCUGUGGUGUCAUGGAAGGGCAGAGAAGCAGUUCUGACCACAGAGCUCCACAGCAAGUUGUGCCAAAGGGCUGCACAAUGGUAUCCAGGAACCUGACUAGCCCAAAUAGCAAGUUGCAUUUCUCACUGGAGCUGCUUCAAAAUCAGUGCAUAUUUUUUGAGUUGCUCUUUUACUAUGGGUUGCUAAAAAAAAAAAAAAAAAAAAAAAAAAAAAUUGGGAGGUGAGCUUCAAU